Molecule: messenger RNA, 1545 nt
Organism: Pseudovirgaria hyperparasitica
Lineage: Eukaryota; Fungi; Ascomycota; Dothideomycetes; Acrospermales; Acrospermaceae
Product: kinase domain-containing protein
Exons: 5
Coding region: 83-1297 (404 amino acids)
Biological process (GO): spliceosomal complex assembly; regulation of mRNA processing; protein phosphorylation
Molecular function (GO): protein kinase activity; ATP binding
Source: RefSeq, a predicted model, not a curated record
GAAAGUAGCCUUAAACUUAAGGCUGAUUGCAGCCUUCCGCCCUAGUACUUUAUAUUACGAUACGCUCUUUACACGUUUCCCUAUGUUCAAACUCGCGAAGUCACUCUUUCGAAGACAACCAUGGCCCAAACUCAACUUUCCGACAUCCGGUUUUGAAGUCGUUAGCGACGCAGUAUUGUUUGAAGAAGAACAGCUUGAGGAGUUCCACAGGGGUGUCUACUAUCCGGUCAACAUAGGAGAUGUCUUUGCGUCGAAGUACCAAGUAGUAGGCAAACUUGGUUUUGGUGUUACGUCAACUGUUUGGCUGGCCCGUGAUCUGAAUCACCAUGCUUACACGACCUUGAAAGUUUUCAUAAGAGAGGGAAUGGAUGAAGAUGAGUACAGCAUGUACAGUAUCUUAAGCCAAGGCAAUGCUUCGCAUCCAGGGUACAAUCACGUCCGGACAGCUCUUGACUUGUUUACUAUUCCCCGACAAGGUGGCGAUCAUCGAUGUCUUGUCCAGACACCAAUGUGGGAUAGUUUCAAGGAUCUCUUGAACAGAAACCCUGCGCACCGCUUCACGGACGAGCUGCUAAAAGCUGGUUUGUCGCAAGUGUUCCUCGCACUCGAUUACCUUCAUACAGAAGCCAAGAUCAUACAUACAGACAUAAAAGCCGACAACAUCCUCAUAGAAAUUGAGGACCAGGGCAUCUUGAAAGCCUUUGUUGACGCCGAAAUGACAUCUCCCUCGCCUCGAAAAGUCGUGGACGGCAAGCCAAUCUACGCGACACGCCAGUUCGGGUUGCCGAAAGAGUAUGGCCGUGUUGUCCUUGGAGACUUCGGCUCUGCAGUUCGUGGCGACAAACCUCAGAUCCAUCACGCGCAACCAGAUGUCUACCGAUGCCCAGAGGUCAUGCUGAAGACUGAAUGGGGUUAUCCAGCUGAUAUCUGGAACGUUGGAGCGAUGAUUUGGGACCUCUACGAGAGUAAACAUCUCUUCUACGGCAUCGAUCCAGCUGAAAACCGAUACAUGACCAGGGCUCAUCUCGCGGAACUAGUCGCGAUGCUCGGUCCGCCGCCGACGGAUAUGCUAGAGAGAGGAGCGCGGAGUAAAGAAUUUUUCGAUGGUGAAGGAAAUUGGUUAGCCGAUACAUGUAUACCGCAAGGCUUGACGUUGGAGAGCUCGGAAGAAAAUCUGGACGGAGAAAAAAAGGAAGAAUUCUUGCAGUUUGUGAGGUGCAUGUUGCAGUGGAGGCCUGAGGAUCGGUGGACCGCGAAGGAGUUGCUUGGGCAUCCUUGGAUAAGAGGGAACUUGUAAUCAGGUUGAGCAAGUAUUGAAUGACUCGAAGAUAGAUUGUCUGAAGCUAGAAAUGUGGUUCGGAAGCAUUUGUUGCACGACUUUGGUAAGUCGCGACCCAAGCUUAGACGCUAAAUCCUUGCUGCUAGCUGUGCCGACCAGAUUAGGGAUUUCAACCGAAGAGGUUCGGCUCUAUGUUAGUUUAUUAAUAAGUUAAUAUACUUACUAAUUAGCUAACCUACUAAUAAACCAUUUGAUUUAAGUAUAAC